AUGGUACGCAAGAUUACUAUUACACUAGCUGUAUUUUCUGCUAUGUCAGUAUUCGCGGCAACUAUUGAUAAGAGGAUUGUUGGCGGAGAAGAUGCUAAGGAAAAUGAAUUUCCAUUUAUUGUUAGUAUUCACGAUAAUACUACUAAGCAGCUUUGUGGAGGUAGUUUAUUAGAUGAUCUUACUGUUCUUACUGCUGGUCAUUGCAUUAAACGCGCUGCAUAUGUAAAGGCAGGAACGCUGGAUAAGAAUGCACACGGAGUAGAAGCAAAUAUUUCACUUGCUAAAACAGCUCCUGGCUAUGCAUAUAUUGAAACGAAGCGUAUUCAUGACAUUGCUAUCUUAAAAUUAUCAACUCGAAUUAAGGAGAGCAACACGAUUCGCCACAUACCGCUACCAGCAGACGGCUCGGAUCCCCCAGCCAAUUCCAAUGCAACUGUCGCAGGCUGGGGAUUGCAAACCCCCUACAACUUCACCUCUUCCAAGGUUCCUCCCGGCCCUGAUAAUCUUCGCAAGGCUGUUCUUACCGUUCGCCCACGCGAGUACUGCCAAAAGUUUGAGAUAAAGCCAUUGAACCCACUUAUUCAAAAUACAUACCAAAAUCUAGUAUGUGCUGGUGGAGAUGGCCAGAAUAUAUGUGCUCGUGACAGCGGCGGCCCUCUUGUCCAGGACGGAAAGAUAAUCGGUAUCGUGGCAAGGACCCUAAGAGACACACCAGACGGCCACUUCUGCAACAAAGCUCCCUCACUCUAUACCAGAGUUAGCAACUAUAUCCCUUUUAUUACUGAAAAUCUUGGGGGGCAGACGAUUGAAGAGCUGGAGGAAUCCCUGUUUCCCGCACCCACAACUGGGCCGUCUCAAGCCAUCUCGUGCGUUGUCGGCCGUGACCCAACGCAUGGGGAUGAAUAA
Metarhizium robertsii ARSEF 23 is the source of this 906-nucleotide messenger RNA. Its product is annotated as Peptidase S1/S6, chymotrypsin/Hap. Gene Ontology annotation, molecular function: serine-type endopeptidase activity. The record is from RefSeq and is a predicted model, not a curated record. Gene Ontology annotation, biological process: proteolysis. The coding region runs from base 1 to 906 and encodes 301 amino acids. Lineage: Eukaryota; Fungi; Ascomycota; Sordariomycetes; Hypocreales; Clavicipitaceae. The transcript has 3 exons.